Molecule: messenger RNA, 2713 nt
Organism: Nothobranchius furzeri (turquoise killifish)
Lineage: Eukaryota; Metazoa; Chordata; Actinopteri; Cyprinodontiformes; Nothobranchiidae
Gene: coro1b
Product: coronin, actin binding protein, 1B
Biological process (GO): actin filament organization; cell migration
Molecular function (GO): actin filament binding
Source: RefSeq, a predicted model, not a curated record
GCGGAAGUCCCCGGGAUCUUGCUCCAUCGCUCCAAAUCGGGCUUUUGUUAAAAGGGGGACGGGAUUAAAAAAAAAGGUUUGCGUCUGGUAUUUCCCAUCUCCAUCUCCCAGUUUGCUGCUCGCCGUGCACCGGUCUGCGCAAUAGCAACGAGCGCGUGCCUGGACACUGAAGGGGAUUAAGUUACUGCUGCUAGCGGCGGAUUAUUUUAUUGGCCUCCUCUUGUCGAGUCUUCUGGUGAUCGUUUUUCCAAUUAAGAGAGGUCUCACAUAAACCAGACAUGUCUUUCCGUAGAGGUGUGGUCCGGCAGAGCAAAUUCCGUCACGUGUUUGCGCAAGCCUGGAAAGCCGAGCACUGCCUAGACGACGUCCGAGUGUCCCGGGUGACGUGGGACAGUCCCCUCUGUGCUGUCAACCCCAAGUUUGUUGCGGUCAUCAUCGAAGCAGGUGGAGGAGGAGCGUUCCUCGUUGUUCCCAUCACCAAGAGCGGUAGAAUCGACCAGUCCUGUCCCACCGUCUGCGGACACGCGGCGCCAGUGCUAGACAUCCAGUGGUCACCUCAUGACGACAACGUCAUCGCAAGUGCCUCGGAGGACUGCACAGUCAAGGUGUGGCAGAUCCCAGACGGAGGACUGACAUCCCCGAUGACUGAGGCUCUUGUGACCCUUGAGGGUCACAAUAAAAGAGUGGGAAUCCUGGCGUGGCACCCGAGUGCCUUCAACAUCCUCCUAACUGCAGGCUGUGAUAACGUGAUGUGUGUCUGGAACGUGGAUACGGGGGAGCUGGUGUACCAGAUCAGCAAUGCUCACCCAGAUCUGAUCUACAGCGUCAGCUGGAACAAAGAUGGCUCUGCUGUCUGCACUGUGUGCAAGGACAAAGCCCUGCGUGUCAUCGACCCCCGCAGAGGCACCGUCCUUAAGGUUAGAGAGAAGGUCCAUGAUGGUACGAGGCCCAUGAGAGCUGUGUUCCUCUCAGAUGGAAAAAUUCUGACUACAGGCUUCAGCAGGAUGAGUGAGCGACAGCUGGCUCUGUGGGAUACAAAAGAUCUCACGGAGCCAAUGGCUGUGCAAGAAAUGGAUACAAGUAACGGAGUUCUUCUGCCUUUUUAUGACCCCGAUACGAACAUGGUCUACCUCUGUGGAAAGGGCGACUGCACCAUUCGGUAUUUUGAAGUGACGGAUGAAUCUCCAUAUGUUCACUUCCUCAGUUUAUACAGCAGCAAGGAGCCUCAGAGGGGGGCGGGCUUUCUUUGUAAAAGAGGCGUCGAUGUCAAUAAGUGUGAAAUUGCCAGGUUCUACAAACUGCAUGAAAGGAAAGUGGAGCCAAUUUCAAUGACUGUGCCACGGAAAUCCGAUCUGUUCCAGGGAGACCUUUACCCAGACACUGCUGGUUUAGAGCCGGCUCUUCUGGCUGACGAAUGGAUCUCCGGGCAGGACUCUUCACCUCUUCUCGUCUCCCUGAGCGGUGGGUAUGCGGCCCCUCCAUCUAAACACAGGGACACCCUCAGAGGAAAGCCGAAGAUCUCCUCUCAGGACUCCGGGACUGGUGGAGCCACACUUUCAUCAGGGAAUGCAGCAGCUCCACCCACAUGUACACCAACCUCUGUCUCAAAGGAGACAGAGGAAGAGAUGCCACAAACACGAGUGGCCACAAGGGACACAGACGGCAACGCAGACAGGCCAAGGAGAGAGGAGGACAUGUUGACUGAGCUGCUAGCAGAAAUGAAGGCCUUGCGGGCUGUCGUGCUCGCUCAGAACCAGAGGAUUGAGCUGCUGGAGAGGCAGCUGGCCCGCAUUGAAGAUGGCGACGUAUGAGGAGGCAGGCGAUCCACUACGUUUAGAUAGUAUUCUUAACAAACUUAUAGAAUGUAGCUUUACUAGAGUUAAAAGUACCCUAAAAGCUGUGUGGGUGGAAGAACAUAGCAUAAAGAAUAACUGAGUCAGUUGUUUGUGAUUGAAAACGGUAUGUCAUCUGCAUAGAGGGACAUCCGCAGCAGGAAUCAUUUGAAUUUUAACAACAUUGUAGCAGCUAUUUGCAGCUUUGUGAAGUCUAUUCUUUAAUUCUGGAAGAAUCACUGCCUCAAAUUAAAGCUUAAAGCACUAAUACACAAUUCCAGAGGGUUGCAGAAGUUUAGCAGAGCAGCUACGUACCUCUUUUCUCUCUUAAACAUAAAAAAAUUUUACCACUAGGGGGUUUUCAUUCAGGUAGUUUUAACAGCUAAACUGUGAUGUAUCAGACUCUUUGUGUGACCUGUGUUUUUGUUUUUCUUUCUUUCACCGUGCAAAUCGUGUAAGUGGUAGGUGAUGAGGAAGUAGUUGAAAAUUAAUGUGUCUUAAUUUUGUUGUCAAUGAAGAAGCGCAACACUAACAAGAGAAGCCCCAAGCAACAGGAAGUUAAAUGUGAACUCUUGUGUUUCUUUUCUUUUCCAGUUUGCAGUAACAUAUGUGUCUGUGUUAAAUUAUGUACAGAGUUUAUAGUUCUUUUUAACAUUCAAAUUUUUUUGUUUGUCGUUGAAUGUGACUCACAUCAUUAGGCAUUAUUCUAUGUAUCGGUCACUUGUAGUAUGACAGAUGGUACUAAAUCCAGAUGCACUUCCAUUCUAACUUUGUUUCUGUAUGCACUGACCUCCAAACACUAACUGUAACAGUAACAGAGUCAAUGAGACCGUAUUGUGAAAAAAGAAUCAUUAAAACUUUAUUUUAUACUUUGCAAACAA